AUGUCGGGCUACCAAGCAUAUCCCGGCGCCUCCGGCUACGGCGCUCCCCCGCCUCCACCGCAACGACCUUUUGCCAACUCGCCAUUCCAGUCGCAACCUCCCGCACAAGGACAGCAGAACACUGGCGGUUAUUCUUCUCCUGCUCCCUAUGGCCAAUCCCAGCCGUCUCCCUACCCGCCCCAGCAAGCAUACGGCCAGCCUCCCUCUCAGGGCUAUAACAGACCCCCUCCGCCGCCUCCUCCAGGACAGCAGCCGCAGUAUGGCCAAGGCCAAUACGGCCAGAGUCAAGGAUACCCUCCACAAUCUCCUGCGCCUUUUGGCCAAAGUCAGACUCCCUUUGGUCAAUCGCAGCCUCCUUCCUACGGACAGAGCCAGCCGCCUUACGGCUCGGCUCAACAACCUCCCUAUGGUCAAUCUCAGCCUCCCUACGGACAGAACCAACCACCAUAUCCAUCACAGCAACAGCAAUAUGGUGGCGGACCUCCUGGAUAUGGCCAGCCUCCUCAGCAACAACAAGGCGGUUAUGGUGUACCUCCCCAGCAGCAAGGCGGUUAUGGCGCACCUUCCCAGCAGCAAGGCGGUUACCCUCCUCAGCCCCAGCAAGGCGGCUAUCCUGGACAGCAGCCUGGAGGUCCUCAGGGCGGUUAUGGUGCCCCUCCUUCGCAGCCCGCCGGCCCUGCUGAGAUUCAGGCAUACAAGCAGUCACUUCAGCAGACGAUUCAAGAGAAGGGUCUUCAAGCUUUCUAUCCUCCUGGCUCGCCCAUGAUCGACCAAAUCGCCAACAAGGCCUCGAUGCAAGUUGACCGUCUGUGCCAGCAGUGGCGCAUCAACAAGGAGAUUGGCAACGACAUUGUCAAGUUGGCCCUGUACGAUGUUGUCCUCUACAUUGACGACAGUGGCUCAAUGAAGUUCGAAGAGAACGGUGAGCGUAUCAAGGAUCUCCAGCUCAUCCUCGAGCGUGUCGCAACCGCCGCUACUCUGUUUGAUGACGACGGCAUCUCUGUUCGUUUCAUGAACGACAACCCUCCCCAGCACAUGAUCGAGCACAUCAAGACUGAGCAACAGAUCUCGCAGCUUGUGUCUGGCCACAAGUUCAGCGGUCUCACCCCCAUGGGAACCGAGCUCCGCAAGAAAGUUGUCGAUGGCAUCGUGGUACCCGCCAUCCGUAGCAGACAGAUGCGCAAGCCUAUUUUGGUUAUCACCAUCACGGACGGUCAGCCUGCAGGAGAGCCUACCACUGCUGUCUUUGACACUGUCCGCUAUGCCAUUCAGGAGGCCAGCAACUCGCAGUACGGCCGUGGAGCCAUCGCCUUCCAGUUCGCCCAGGUUGGCAACGACGAGAAGGCUCGUGAGUUCCUUGGCAAGCUCGAUGAUGACCCUGUCGUCGGACAGAUGGUCGACUGCACUUCCAGUAUGUACUCUUACGUCUUCUUGUGUAAGCUUUAUGCUAACAACUCAUANGACUUCGAGAACGAGUCCGCCGAGAUGGCACGCGCUAANCCCCCUGUCGAUCUCACUCCCGAUCUCUGGGUAAGCAUCAAAAGUUUAGGCAACAUAUGGAUUGUGACUGAUUUCUGCCCUACANNGAUCCUCAAGCUCAUCCUCGGUGCAAUUGAUCCCUCGUAUGACACCAAGGACGAAAAGUCGAACCGCCCUCAAGGCGGACCUCCCGGAUACGGUGCUCCUCCUCCUCAGCAAGGUAGCUACGGCGGUCAGGGACAAUUCGCCCCACCUCCUGGUGCCCCUCAAGGUUACGGCCAGCAGCAGGGCGGUUACGGCCAACAGCAGGGAUAUCCUCCUCAGCAGCAAGGUGGAUAUGGUGCUCCUCAGCAGCAAGGUGGCUACCCUCCUCAGCAGGGCGGCUAUGGACAGCAACAAGGCUACGGAGCCCUCCCAGCCUCCUCGCUACUAAGCAAACGUCGAUGA
Messenger RNA from Aureobasidium vineae, 1926 nucleotides. NCBI's taxonomy places the organism in Eukaryota, Fungi, Ascomycota, Dothideomycetes, Dothideales, Saccotheciaceae. The record is from the annotation of a GenBank genome assembly.